This is a messenger RNA of Clunio marinus, 3269 nucleotides long. The record is from the annotation of a GenBank genome assembly. Lineage: Eukaryota; Metazoa; Arthropoda; Insecta; Diptera; Chironomidae.
AUGCCAAAUCGAAAAGGCCCAGGUCCAGCAGAUUACAUGAUGAAAACUUUAGUUGGCUUUAAUAAUCACGACUUUAACAGUAAGAAGCCUCGUGGACCACAAUAUUCUAUGAGUCCAAGAAAUCCGAUAGAAUUGGAGAAUAAAUCUCCGGGACCAGCAACUGUAGAUAUUAAAAAAUUAACCAGAGUAGGUACACCAUCAAAUCAAACCAUUAGUAUGCGUCAAAAAACUAAGGAUUUGAAAUUUGAUAUGAAUCCGGGUCCAACCCAUGAUGCAGUAGACACAGGGAUUUAUAAAUCAAGGCUUCAACCGAAAUAUAGCAUAUCAACACGAACAAAAUCUUUACAACUUGAUUCUGGCCCGGCUCCCAAUUAUGAACCGACAUCAGUGAAUGUUUUCAAAAAUCGUGCUCCUGCAUUUCCAAUGUUUUCGAGAACCAAAGGAAUUGGACUUGAUAACACACCACCACCUCGAGGAGCUGAAGUCAAAUCUAAAUUUGUGAACCAAGCACCUAAUUAUAGUCACCGUUGGAGAUAUAAAGAUAUAACCAGAGACCAAAACCCUGGACCUGCAGCAUAUAAUCUGUCAAAUUACAAUCCAUUUGCGACAGCAAAUCCGCAAACAAUUCAGAGAAAAUACGCUGAAAAUCCAGAAGUUCUUGUUCUCCCUGUUGAUAAAUGUCAUCAUCAUCACCAUCAUCAAACGACAUCAUCAAACAACUCAAGUCAACAAUAUCAUCAUCCAAGUACAGUCACAAGUCAGCAACAACAAACAAAGCCAGCAGUUAAUCCCAAUCCAAGUGUUCAUCGUUACAAUAGUCUUAAUGAGAAUCCUUGGCUGCUGCAAUCACAAAUCCCACAACAAGGACCAACACCACCUUUGAGACAACAUAAACGGCCAGCACCAACGCCACCUUCGUCAUCAUCUGGCACAUCGUCACAGUCACACUUAACGCAAAAGCCAAACAUUCAGUUGACCGUCAGCAGCAGCAGUCCUUACAAUCAACCGAUUCAUAGCUUCACAAGCAGCUCAGCACAAACACAAACCACCCCGGGCUUGGCACCAACUACUGUCAUCCAUCAACAACAUUCGCCGAAAUCACCAAAUCAAAAUUUUCUUCAACAACCUGUAAGUGGAAAUUUAAUGUCAACAUCAUUGAACAGUGGAAGUGCUUCAAACAUGGUCAAUAGUCAUCAUCACUUGCCAUCGCAAUCACAUCAACAACAACAGCAGCAGCAACCACUUACAACAUCACUACAUCAUUCAACAUCGAGUAGUCUAAGCAAUAAUAAUAAUAAUAAUAAUAACAAUAACAAUAAUAAUAAUAAUUUCGAUGACUUAAAUCUAAAUAAUGGAUCGUCUUCCAUCAGCGGUGCCAGUACAUCACAUCAAAAGAAACUUGAAAUGAAAUUGAAUGCAAUGCCAUGGUUUCACGGAAGCAUAACGCGCGACGAAGCUGAACAUCUUUUACAGCCACGCGAUGAAGGACUUUUUUUAGUUAGAGAAUCAACAAAUUAUCCUGGCGAUUAUACGCUUUGUGUGUGCUUUCAAGGAAAAGUUGAACAUUAUCGUGUGAAAUAUUUGGAUAAGAAGUUGACAAUUGAUGAUGAAGAAUAUUUUGAGAAUUUAAAUCAACUUGUAGCACAUUAUGAGCGUGAUGCUGAUGGUUUAUGUACGCAACUUAUGAAACCAUUAGAGAAAAGUCAUGGCGGUGGUUUUGUGAUGAAUUCAACUGAUUUUAUAGCUCAGGGUUGGAUUAUUCAAGAACAGGAUUUACAUGCACUUGAGCAUAAGAAUCUCGUAAAAUUUCUUGGGCUUGUGCUCAAUAAGCAGCAUAUUUAUCUUGUCACAGAAUACAUGAGUAAAGGCUCGUUAGUCGAUUAUCUUAGAUCACGUGGUCGUCAGCAUAUCACGAGAAAAGAUCAAAUCAACUUUGCGAGUGAUACAUGUGCUGGAAUGGAGUAUCUUGAAGCAAAGAAAGUUGUUCAUCGUGAUCUUGCAGCAAGCGAUUCUCAAACAAGAGUGACAUUUGGAGUUUUGCCUCUUGCUGAAGUCACAAAACAUGUUGAAAUGGGUUAUAAAAUGGAAGCACCUGAAGGUUGUCCCACCGAAAUCUACGACAUGAUGCGUCAAGCGUGGGAUCUUAAUCCAGUCAAACGACCAACGUUUCACGAAUUGUCAGUUCAACUACAACAUUUGAAGUCAAUAACGACGUAAAAGUGACAGAAUGUGUGUGUAGUAGUCUUAAGAGUAGAAAACGUUGCUAAAUAUUUAAAACAAGAAAAAAUUAAUUAAACUUCCUUUUUUAACUUUUUUGAUCUUUCAAGCGGGGAUUUGUUUUUUAUGAAAUGUUGAAGAGAAUCUUCGAAUUAUCUUAUGAUCACUUGCAUUUAUAAUUUUAUCUCCUGAUCUUACUAAUUUCUUUUGUAAAUCUUCCAGAUUCCUUAAUGAAACGAUUUCCGUCUCAUAAUUUAAUUUUCACAAAUAUUUUAAUUUAUUUUUAUUUUGAGUCGUGUUGGAGCGCUCGAUAAUUGAUAGUUGAGUUUUGAAAGACAUGAGUUGUUUGAAUUCCAUUAAGUUCAUGAAGAUAAAACUUUCACAUAAAUUUUAUUAAAAAAAAUAAAGGAAAAAAAUGAAAAUAUCAUUGAAGAUCAUUUAAGACAUGAGGAAAUUUUCAAUGUCAGAAAAGAAUUUUAAUUUAAUUAGAUUUAAAAGGAAACCUCAAGGAAAUUGAAGAGAAAUCAACCACUAUGUAGACCAAUAUUAAUCAAUGAUGAAAGUGAACUUUAAAUUAAGUAGAAAUACCUACAAAAGAACUUGAAUUUUGAUGAAAGCAAGAAAAGUUGAAGUGCUGUUAAGAAUAAAGCUGUUGCUUGUUUUAUUGUCAAAGUCAUCUGUUGCAUAAUUAAAGUUAAUGCAUGAAAUUUCCUCAAAAAUAUUCAGAUGAUAAUAAAUUGAUAUGAAAUCCUUUUAAAUAUCCAAGGAAUUAAAGAAAAGUUUAAUUAAAAAUUGAUUCGUAGGUAUAACUGUGCAAUUUUAGGAAACGGAAAAUGUUAUUUCUUUUUAUAACUUUGUGUAAAAAUAAUUUUUUAAAUCUAAAUUUCCAUGAAGUUUUUCAAAAAAAAGAAGUGAAAUAUAAUCGGAUAAGUUUUUUUUUAUUUUCUAAUUCCUGAUAAGUUUAUUUGUGUACAUAGUUAAACUAAUCUGGUUAUGUAUAAUUUAAGAUGGAAGAAAUUAAACAACUUUUAUUUGAAAAAGAAUUAAGGAAA